CUACAGUAGCUAUGGACAAAGUAACACAGACAGACCUGAAUGGUGCUGAGCCUUCCGGAUCAGACAAAUCUCAAGAUCUGGACCAUGUGAAUGGGUGUUACAGGGACGAUUAUCAUGGCAAGCAAUGCCUGUCAAAUGCAGGAGCAGGGCAGCGGUGGUUCGCUAUCAUCACUAGCACAGGUAGCAACAAGGAGAGCAAAAUCAGAGGACAGAAACUCAAACGAAGAUGUUUCUAAUGCACACAACAGGAGAGAGCUUCCCUCCAGAAGACAGGCAUACAGAAAAGUGUCUUCAGAUCCAGCAGGUCCAAAAGUUGAAGAGAUAAAAGAAGAGGUAGCGCCUUGCAGUGUCCCACCAGGGCCCGGCAUGCCAGCCUCUAUUUAUCAGACAAACCAUGGCCAGUUCAUUGCUUUUACUCAGGAUGGUGCCAUCCAGCUGACCAGUGCUCUACCUAGGGGACUACAGGCCUUGCAGCCUCUGACCAUGUCCAACUCUGGAAACUCCCAGUCUGCUGCAGCUAUCGUCCAGUAUUCCCAACAGUCAGGAGAUGGCACUCAGCAGUUCUAUAUGCAAGGCAACAAGGGGAUGGUAAAAGCUUCCACUGGUGACAUGUCAGGCUACCAGAUCUGCACUCCCACCUCCAGCCUGCCCCAGGGCGUUGUGAUGGCUGGCUCCCCAGGCUCCCUGCACAGCCCCCCACACGUGGCUGACGAGACCACACGCAAGAGACAACUCCGCCUCAUGAAGAACAGGGAGGCUGCCCGCGAGUGUCGCCGAAAGAAGAAGGAAUAUGUAAAAUGUCUUGAGAAUCGGGUGGCUGUGCUCGAAAAUCAAAACAGGACUCUCAUUGAGGAACUAAAAGCGCUCAAAGACAUCUAUUGCCACAAAGUUGAAUGACCACAGACUGCUAAUGGCUUGAGGGUGUGCGCCGCAGUAACAGUUUACAGAUAACUGUAAGGGUAUCCUGGAGAAUCCGCUUUGACUCGAUGUCCAGCAUCUGCUCUCACACACCAAAAUAUACAAAAACAACACCUCUUUUCCCGAUCCACUUGUUUAGAAGACAUGUUCCGUACUGUCGUCAUACAACAUUUUACAGUAUCUGGCCAGUUGUGGCGCGAGUACAGCGAGUAUUAUGAGGUGCCCCUGUUGCUUUUCCUUGUUGCAGGCAGGCAGCCAAAGAGUGCCGGCGGAGGAAGAGAGAGUAUAUUCGCUGUCUGGAGACUCGCCUCACCAUGCUGGAGGCCCAGAACAAGAAGCUCAUGGAUGAGCUAAACUACUUUAAGGAAAUGUAUGGAAUUAAGUCGAGUCAGUAACAGUACAGCAUACUGUACAUACACACCAUGUAGAGACAUGUUAUUUAUGCCUAUCAUAACCAGCUACUGUACAUAACUUUGCACAGUAAUGUGUUUAUUUUCAAUAAAAUAUGCCAUAUGGUUGUAUGGCAUUCGCUUUUAAAUUGUUUUAAACAUUCUCAUCGAAGAUCUGUUAUUUGAAGAUUGAAGAUUUAUCAGACAAAAUGCUCCCGGAGGUUUAUCUUGAAUGACAUGUGGAGUCUCAGGCCUGCACAUAUAGCAAUGUAUAGGCAUUGUUUUGUAGAGACUAGGGCUUGCAUAGAGAGCUCUAUCUUAAAUGACAUUUUACAAAGAAACUAACCAGCAUAUAUUACUGUUCUAUAAGAGGGAUAAAAAAUACAAGUAAAACGUUUAUUGUACUAUUUCAUUACUAUUUAUUUAGUUGUUUUUUAUUGUUAGAAAUCUUAUAUGCUUCAUGCACAGUGCUUUUUUGUUUUACAUUUCUGUAUUUAAUCUUCGUAAAGAGACGUUUUAUUGGUUGAUUGUAAAUGAAUAUAUAUACCCUGAUGUCACAAAGCACAAACCUGCCGAGCUUUUGUUCAUAGUUCAUGUGUUUGUAAUGUUGUUCAAAGUUUGUCUAAAACAAUUCAGCUAAGUUAACCCAUGACCCUUCUUGAAUGUAUUUCUCUAAUCUGCACUAUUGUUCAAAUUCAAGUAUAUUGUUUUGUAAGUGGAAAAACUCCUUAUAAUGCUUUGAUAUCAAUUUGAUUCUCAAAUAAAAUGUUUUACACAGCAUUA
Oncorhynchus mykiss (rainbow trout) is the source of this 2090-nucleotide messenger RNA. The record is from RefSeq and is a predicted model, not a curated record. Lineage: Eukaryota; Metazoa; Chordata; Actinopteri; Salmoniformes; Salmonidae.